Messenger RNA from Peromyscus leucopus (white-footed mouse), 1098 nucleotides. RefSeq names its product small integral membrane protein 18 (gene Smim18). The record is from RefSeq and is a predicted model, not a curated record. The coding region runs from base 327 to 614 and encodes 95 amino acids. Lineage: Eukaryota; Metazoa; Chordata; Mammalia; Rodentia; Cricetidae. The transcript has 2 exons.
UUUUUAUAGGAAAAAAAAUAAAAAACUAACAAAUCAUCAAUCUGUUUCUAUGUGAAAAAUUAGCUUAAAGACAAAAAAGAGGGGUGGCAGCUGAUACCCCAGACAGCUCUAUUCAAUUUAUGAAUGAUCCUCUCCUCAGGACGGCAGGACUUCAUGCAAAUGAGCACAGAGGAAACAGUCAGCUGCAUUAUACAGCCAACCAAUAGAAGCACAGCUCCAUCUUGGCUGUGCACUGGACUGCAUUACUAACAGACGAUACCAUCGCUUCAGCAGCAUCUUUCCAGACAAGAGAUCCCAAACCGCAGUAAACAAGUGGGGCCCCAAGGAUGGCUUCUGGUCACUGGAACGAGACCACGCCCUCUGUUCCGCAGGGCCUGGGCUUCCAAGUGCAAACCAUCUACCCGUUCCACGACAACUGGAACACGGCCUGCUUUGUCAUCCUGCUGCUGUUCAUGUUCACCGUGGUGUCCUUAGUCGUGCUGGCUUUCCUCUACGAGGCACUCGACUGCUGCUGCUGGGCCAAGAACAAAACUGUGAAGGACUUGAAAAGCGAGCCCAACCCUCUCCGGAGUAUGAUGGACAACAUCCGAAAACGGGACAGUGAGGUGGUCUAGCCCUCCUCAGAAGACAAACAAAAGCUUACAGGCCUCUGCCUCUUGAGGAAAACGGAAAUUUCCUGAAGGCAACCCUUACGACAACACUGAUGCUGACUUUGAGUGGCUCAAAGAUUUCCAGUAGAAAACAAGUGAGAUGUGCACUUGUGUGUGUGUGUGUGUGUGUGUGUCCUUCCUUAAAUACACAGUUCAUGAUGAGAACUACUGUCUACCUAACACGGCAUCUCAAAAACUACACGAACUAUUCCCAGCACCCACCAGAGGGAAUACUGAGCAACAGUACUCCAGUUUCCAGGCAAAUACAACAUCAGCAGAGCUAACUGCUAAAGAAAGUAACUUGUGCCUGGUCACACACAUUAAAAACAAGUGUUUAGAUAGUAAAAUCCUACUUAAAAUGUGCCUCUAAAUCCCGAGUAAAACAUUUCCAGGUCUCACAGUGGUGGCGCACACCUUUACACUUUAAUCGCAGCACUCAGGAGGCAGA